Molecule: messenger RNA, 6116 nt
Organism: Chinchilla lanigera (long-tailed chinchilla)
Lineage: Eukaryota; Metazoa; Chordata; Mammalia; Rodentia; Chinchillidae
Gene: Ccdc88c
Product: coiled-coil domain containing 88C
Biological process (GO): cytoskeleton-dependent intracellular transport; cytoplasmic microtubule organization
Cellular component (GO): cytoplasm; centrosome
Molecular function (GO): dynein light intermediate chain binding; microtubule binding
Source: RefSeq, a predicted model, not a curated record
ACCGGACGCGGGGCGCGGAGCCGGCGGGCGCGGCCUCGGCAUGGACGUGACGGUCUCGGAGCUCAUGGAGCUCUUUCUGCAGAGCCCGCUGGUGACCUGGGUGAAAACUUUCGGCUCCUUCGGAAGCGGCCACCAGGACAACUUGACUAUGUACAUGGACUUAGUGGACGGCAUCUUUCUGAACCAAAUUAUGCUGCAAAUAGAUCCCAGGCCGACCAACCAGCGCAUCAAUAAGCACGUCAACAACGACGUGAACCUUCGCAUUCAGAACCUGACCAUCCUGGUGCGGAACAUCAAAACCUACUAUCAGGAAGUUCUCCAGCAGCUGAUCGUAAUGAAUUUGCCCAAUGUUUUGAUGAUUGGCAAAGACCCACUGUCUGGGAAGAGCAUGGAGGAGAUUAAGAAGGUGCUGCUGCUGGUGCUGGGUUGUGCUGUGCAGUGUGAGAGGAAAGAGGAGUUCAUUGAAAGAAUCAAACAGCUGGACAUUGAGACCCAGGCAGGCAUCGUGGCUCACAUCCAGGAGGUGACCCACAACCAGGAGAACGUGUUCGACCUGCAGUGGCUGGAGCUGCCAGACGUGGCCCCGGAGGAGCUGGAGGCCCUGUCCAGGAGCAUGGUGUUCCACCUCCGCAGGCUCAUCGAUGAGCGUGACGAGUGCACCGAGCUGAUCGUGGACCUGACGCAGGAGCGAGACUACCUGCAGGCUCAGCACCCGCCCAGCCCUGUCAAGUCGUCCAGCACCAACUCCACGCCCAGCCCCACCAGCAGCCUCUCCAGCGAGGACAAGCAGCACCUGGCGGUGGAGCUGGCCGACACCAAGGCCAGGCUGCGGCGUGUCAGGCAGGAUCUGGAAGAGAAGACAGAGCAGCUUGUGGACACCAGGCAUGAGGUGGACCAGCUGGUGCUGGAGCUGCAGAAGGUCAAGCAGGAGAACAUCCAGCUGGCGGCCGACGCCCGGUCCGCCCGUGCCUACCGGGACGAGCUGGACUCGCUGCGGGAGAAGGCAAACCGCGUGGAGAGGCUGGAGAUGGAGCUGGUUCGCUGCAAGGAGAAGCUGCACGAUGUGGACUUCUACAAGGCCCGCAUGGAGGUAGGCGCCCAGGGCCGCCUGCCCGUGGAGGAUUGGGAGGAGCCAGAAGCCUGGCACGCCAGGUGGUCACUCAGGCAGCUGGUCAGGCCUGGGGAGCACGGUGCGGGCGUCGUGUCCCCCCUGCUGUGGGGCUCCGGUGGUGCCCGGAGGCUGGCGGAGGAGGCUCCCCCAAGUCCCCCGGGAAUCGGCUCCUGGCACAGCGCUCCGAAGGAGUGUGUUAGAUCCAUCCUCAGCACGUUGCUGCGUGGUUUGCUUAGGUCUGGAAAUCGGUGCCAUUUCCUCUCUUCUGGCAGCACAUCUCCUCUGGGGUUGGUGACCUGUCACCCGGCUAGGCGGCCAGGACUGGGGCAGAAGUGUCUCAGAGAUGACCUCGUGAAGAGGCCUUGGCCUGGCCUCUCUGCUGUGACUCCGCUAGGCUCCUACCCCAUGCUUCCGUCUCCUGUGUUGCAGGAUCUGGUGCUGGAGAAGCUGAAGAGCCAGCAGCUGACCAGUGAGCUGGACAAACUCGGCCAGGAGCUGGAGAAGGUUGGGCUCAGCAAGGAGCUGCUGCUGCAGGACGAGAACAGCCACGGCGACACAAAGUACAAGAUUUUGGAGGGCAGAAAUGAGUCAAAAUUAAAAACGGCACUGGCCAUGAAAGAAGAAAAGAUUGUGUUCUUGGAAGCCCAGGUGGAAGAGAAAGUGGGCCUGAACCAGCAGUUACAGAGCGAGCUCCAGAUGGUGAAGGAAGAGCGGGACCGGCUCAGGCAGAUCCAGGAAGAGGCAACACAUGUGCAGAACUCGCUCAAGCGCCCUCUGGGGACUUCAGUCACCAGUCCCCAGGAGAAGGAGGCCUGGGGACCGGGCCACAAGGAGGCCACCAUGGAGCUGCUCCGAGUGAAGGACCGGGCCAUUGAGCUGGAGCGAAAUAACGCAGCUCUGCAGGCUGAGAAGCAGCUGCUGAAGGAGCAGCUGCAGCACCUGGAGACACAGAAUGUGGCCUUCAGCAGUCAGAUCCUGACACUGCAGAAGCAGAGCGCCUUCCUGCAGGAGCAUACCACCACGCUGCAGACCCAGACCGCCAAGCUGCAGGUGGAGAACUCCACGCUGAGCUCCCAGAGCGCCGCGCUGGCUGCGCAGUACACACUGCUCCAGAGCCAGCACACGGCCAAGGAGACGGAGCACGAAGGCCUGCAGAGGCAGCAGGAGCAGCUGGCGGCCGCCUACGAGGCCCUGCUCCAGGACCACGAGCACCUGAGCACGCUGCACGAGCGCCAGUCCUCGGAGUACGAGGCCCUCAUCCGCCAGCACAGCUGCCUGAAGACACUGCACCGGAACCUGGAGCUGGAGCACAAGGAGCUCAGGGAGAGGCACGGCGACAUGCUGAAACACAGGGCGGAGCUGGACGAGCUGGAGAAGGUCCUGACUGCCGAGCGUGAGGCGCUGCAGCAGGAGCAGAGGACGAACGCUGUCACCAUGGGCGAGAACCAGAGGCUGCGGGCGGAGCUGGACAGGGUCAAUUUCCUGCACCAGCAGCUGAAGGGGGAGUGUGAAGAGCUGCACGCCCACACCAAGGAGCUGAAAACCUCGCUGAACACCUCGCAGCUGGAGCUGAACCGCUGGCAGGCGCGCUUUGACGAGCUGAAGGAGCAGCACCAGACCAUGGACAUCUCGCUGACCAAGCUGGACAACCACUGCGAGCUGCUCUCCCGCCUCAAGGGGAACUUGGAGGAGGAGAAUCAUCACCUCCUGAGCCAGAUCCAGCUGCUGAACCAACAGAACCAAAUGCUCCUAGAGCAGAACCUGGAGAACAAGGAGCAGUACCAUGAGGAACAGAAGCAGUACAUAGACAAAUUAAACGCCUUAAGGAGACAUAAGGAAAAACUGGAAGAGAAAAUCAUGGAUCAGUACAAGUUCUAUGAUCCCGCUCCAAAGAAGAAGAACCACUGGAUUGGAGCCAAAGCCUUAGUGAAAUUCAUCAAACCAAAGAAAGAGGGUUCCAGAGAACGAUUAAAGUCAACCGCAGACAGCCCUUCCUGGCAGUCUGAGUCCGCAGACCCUGCCUCGCCGUCAGCCUCUCAGUCCCUCAGAUCACAGCCGGAGAACCCCAGCAACCCCCCACUGGCCUCACAUGGGGCCGAAGAGUGUGAUGCUCACAACGGGCCUUUGGGGAAAGGCCCUGGGGACCUAAAACCAAAGCGAGGGUCCCCACAUGGAAGCAGCCUGGACCACAUGGAGGCCUCUGCUGACCCAGCCAUAAAGCCUUGGCCCUCAGAGCUGGGCUCCCGGACCUGUUCAGCCUCAGCGAUCACAGCACCCACCUCCAGCUCCACCCCUGUCCCCCGGCACCCAGGUCGCACCAAAGGCUACAGUUCGGACGACAACCUCUGCGAGCCGCCCCUGGAGCUCGAGGGCGCCCAGCGCAGGCAGCACGUGUCUCGGCCGAGCAGCUUGGAGAGCAGCAGAAACACAUCCAGCAACAGCUCGCCUCUGAGCCUCAAAGGUUCCUCCGACCAGCUCCACGGCUGCUCCGAGGGCUUCAGCAGUGAAGACCUGAUCCCUAGCAGGGACCCCAACACCCUGGGACGCAGCGCCCUCAGCCGCCAUGAAUACCUCCCGCCUCGGAAUGGGCCUGUGCCCCAGGAGGCUGCCCCGAAGAGAGGCUCGGCCACAGCCCACCCUGGGGUGCGGCCCUGCUCGGCCUCCCCCAGCAGCGAGAUGGUGACCUUGGAGGAGUUCCUGGAGGAGAGUAACCGCAGCUCCCCAGCCCAUGACACUCCCAGCUGCUGCCGGGAUGACCUGCUCGGUGACUACUUCCGAAAGGCCAACGACCCCCCGGCCAUUGGAGGCCCACCAGGCCCUCCUGCCAGGAAAGAGGGAGCCAAGAUGCCCACCAGCUUUGUGGCCCCCACCAUCAAGAUGGCCAUCAACACCUCCGAGGGGAGGCAGCUAAAGCCUGGGCAUUAUGUGAAGCCGAACUUCAGGCCUGCUGAAGCAGAGGUCCCAGCAGGAGCCUCCCCGAGACAGGUCCAACCUCCCCAGAGCCUGUCUCUGGGCAGAGCCCGGCAAGCCACAAUGUCCCCCGCUUCCCAUGCCCCUGCCGGCCGGAGUGCGUCCCUGAGCCGCGCCUACAGCCUGGCCUCUGCCGACCUUCUCCGGGCCAGUGGGCCAGAGGCCUGUAGACAAGAAUCCCCUCAGAAACUGGGGGAUCCUGAGGCCUCGGGGGCCAGAGAGACAGGCAGCCGCAGCCUGCAGAGCCCUGCACCUCCCAGCUCCCACAGCCUGGGACGGGAGCGGACCCUACAGGCAGGCAAGGCUGAUGGCUCCUGCCAAGGUCCAGGGCCCCGCAGCCGGCCAUCAGACACCAGACGCUUCUCACUGGCUCCCCCAAAGGAGGAGAGGCUGGCACCCCUGCAGCAGUCCGCCACGGUCCCAGCCAUUGCCACCACUGCAGGCGGCAGCGGCAGCAGCUCCCAGCUCCAGCACUUCCCACCUGCUGCAGCCGCAGCCUCCAGGACCAAGCCCAAAACGCCUCCACACUCAGGGGAGGUAGCCACCAUUGCCCCUGUCCGCUCAGGGCUCAGCCUCUCAGAGGGAGACAAGAACCUGGGACAGGGCCACACCGAGGGGCUCCUGGCUAAGAGCCCUGGCAGGUCACCUGACUUGGCUCCCCAUGCCAGCCGGGGCCCCGAGGAUUUCAGCCGUGGAGGCAGCUCAAAGAGCACCCCAGCAUCCCCGGAGCCAGGCGGGGACCAGCAGACAGUGUGGUAUGAGUACGGCUGUGUGUGACUGUCUCGUGGAUCAGCAGCUCCUGAACCUUAAACUACUGACAGCUUCUGAUCCCGAUGGCCUUUCCUCCUGUUUGUCGGUGGUGCCGGGAAAGGGUUUAGAGUGGACAAAGCGUUCCCACACACCUGUCCUGUUUGUCUUGUAGAUGGAAACACUGUGCCAAGUCCUGAGAGGAACUCGCUCCCAGGUGUGUGUCGCAUCUUCUGUGUCUACAGCUUCUAGCAGCUGGUAUCUUUUGAACAAAUCCGCUUAGCAUGGGGACCGCUUAGAAUGCAAUGAUAAAACCCUCUUACCCCAAAGCAGACACUAUUUGAGUGGGCCCUGGUAGAACACUCAUUUGCAACCUGUUGACCUCCAUUAAGACAUACAUGUGGGUACACACACACCAGGCUCACAGGGUGGGUUCACCUGGUGGCUCUGGAAACCCCACUCCCUCCUGAAAGCCAUUAGAUCUCAAGGGAAGCCCAGCCUUGCCAAACUACCAAACUCCGGAGGGCCGUGGGCAGAGCUCAUCGUGAGCUGACUGUUAAAAACCUAGGAGUAUUACCAUCCUGUCCCUGGGGUCCAAACUCCCCAAGGUGCCUUCAAGGCCCAUUGUGGGUGGCCUUGGGCACUCACCUCCCUCCUAGCUGGCUCCUGGCCUCUGCAUGGUGGCCUCUGGGGUCCUCCAUAGCCUUCUCUGUGUCACUUUUCUACAAACACUGGAUCUGCCAGGCCUGGGGCGUGAGGUGGAGUGAUGCCCCAACCCCGGGCCGGCGAGUGUGGCGCACACAGGGGAGGCCUGUGCAUAGCAAGGCGCACACUUGGCUUGUGACGUGGCUUAGCGCCCAGCUUCCCCUGUCCCAGAUGGGAUGUUGAUUUAUUUCUGAAUAGCUCUGGAGUAGAAACCAAAUUUCUUUUUAAUAUAUUACUUAUGUAUGUAUACACUGGUAAAAUAUAUAUACCUGGGGGUCUAUUUAUGUUCCAGUUUAGAGUCAUUGUUUUCUGUCAGGAAUCUUACCUGCUGCUCAGUGUAUUUGGUCAGAUCCCUGACACAUUUAGUUUCCUAUCAUAAAGGUGCUUUCCCUGGGGUGGACUAAACCUAUUGACUUUUUCUUAAAAGAUUAUUUUUCCCUUUGGAUUUAAUGGGCUGAGGAAGAAAUGAGACUUGAAUGUUAACAAGAUCCAUUGUAGGAGUAUUUGGGGUUGUGUGUUAAAUAGCCAUUUGUUCUGGAACACAAGGGCAGGGUUGUAAUAAAACAGAACGGAAUAGAAGUGA